Helianthus annuus (common sunflower) is the source of this 567-nucleotide messenger RNA. RefSeq lists its product as uncharacterized. NCBI's taxonomy places the organism in Eukaryota, Viridiplantae, Streptophyta, Magnoliopsida, Asterales, Asteraceae. The transcript has 3 exons. The record is from RefSeq and is a predicted model, not a curated record. The coding region runs from base 75 to 317 and encodes 80 amino acids.
GUUAAGGGCAACGAGAGCAGUGUGAAGUUGUAACAUUCUGAAAAGUAGACAUCAAGGAAGGAUCGAAAGAAAAGAUGCCGGCAUCAGCAACGAUGAUCGGAGCUCUACUGGGACUGGGGACCCAGAUGUACUCCAAUGCUCUUCGUAAACUCCCUUACAUGCGCCAUCCCUGGGAGCAUGUUUUGGGGAUGGGUUUAGGUGCCGUCUUCGCUAACCAGCUCGUCAAAUGGGACGCCAAACUCCAAGAAGAUCUUGAUAAGAUGCUCGAUAAAGCCAAAGCCGCUAACGAGCGCCGUUACUUUGAUGAUGAUGAAUAAAUUGCACUGUGGAGUGGCCUUGCAUCAAUGGUGUUCGGGAACUCUCUUUGAUUUUGCUUAUGUGCCUGCGCCAACCUUUUAUUUUAGUACAUGAAUAAAGAAUGAGUUAUACCUAUGGAAAUUCAAUCAGGGGAGUUAAUUGAUCCCUGUAAUCUGAUAUUAUUUUUGUGUUCUUCAUUAAAUAUCAUCUUGUUUCAAGAUUGGUUUCGUUAUAUUUUUACCAGUGAUGCACGAACAGCAGUGUCCCCAA